AUCCAAUCCAUCUUUCUUAGCUCUCUCAAAAGUCUUCAUCAAUGGCAUCCAAAACCCUUUGUUUUUUAAUUUCCACCCUUCUUUUUGUCUUCCAAUUCCACUUCUCCAUUGAACAAACAACGGUUGUCAAAGGAAGCUACUGGUUUCCAGGAAGUGGUUUUCCAGUUUCUGACAUAAACUCUACACUUUUCACUCACCUUUUCUGUGCAUUUGCUGAUGUUAAUUCUCAAACCUAUCAAGUUACUAUCUCAUCCUCAAACCAACCCCAAUUCUCUACUUUCACACAAACAGUCAAACAAAAGAACCCCUCGAUAAAAACCCUUUUGUCCAUUGGCGGUGGAGGUGCCAAUGUUAACACUUUUGCUUCAAUGGCUAGCCAACCCAGUUCUAGAAAAUCAUUCAUCGAUGCAUCAAUAAAGUUAGCAAGAUCUUACAAUUUUCAUGGCCUUGAUCUUGAUUGGGAAUACCCUUCUAAUUCUACACAAAUGACUAAUUUUGCUUCUCUUGUUACUGAGUGGAGAGCCGCUGUAGGCACUGAGGCUCAAAACUCCGGCCAGUCACCAUUACUUUUAUCUGCUGCAGUUCUUUACUUAUCUUAUUACUACUCACCAUCUGUAUCAUAUCCAAUUCAAGCUAUAUCAAAUAGCUUGGAUUGGAUAAACUUAAUGGCUUACGAUUUCUAUGGUCCUGGUUGGUCUCCAUCUAGUACUGGACCACCCGCUGCAUUAUACAAUCCUGGUCAUCAAGAAAGUGGAGAUAAUGGGGUUAAAUCUUGGAUUCAAGCUGGUUUAUCAGCAAAGAAAAUAGUUUUAGGAUUUCCUUUCUAUGGCUGGUCAUGGCGUCUUGUAAAUGCUAACAACCAUGGACUUUUUGCUCCAGCUAAUGGAGCUGGUCUUGCGGGAGAUGGAUCAAUACGUUAUAACAAGAUCAUACAGUAUAUAACCCAAACAAGUGCUACAAAAGUUUUUAAUGCCACUGUUGUUACUGAUUAUUGCUACAAUGGAACAAUAUGGAUUGGAUACGAUGAUACACAGAGUAUUUCGACAAAGGUUUCAUAUGCUAAAGGAAAAGGAUUACUUGGCUAUUUUUCUUGGCAUGUUGGCGCUGACAACAAUUGGGCUCUUUCUACCAAAGCAUUCCAGACAUGGGAAGCAUAGACUUCACUCGGUGGUCAAAAAAGGAAUAAAAAUUAAGGAAUAAACCAUAGCUAUAAGUAUAAAAAUUCUAUUAAAACAAAUUAAAUGUUACCAAAAUUUAAAAAUAAAAUGCUAUGGAUCAAUGUACUCGAAUGCUUUUUUUUUUUUUUAUAUUGUAAUCAUCUCUAAGAAUGUCAAACCCUUUAAUAAUAUUAAUACGAGAACUAUUGUGUUGUAA
This is a messenger RNA of Jatropha curcas, 1374 nucleotides long. RefSeq names its product class V chitinase. Gene Ontology annotation, cellular component: extracellular region. NCBI's taxonomy places the organism in Eukaryota, Viridiplantae, Streptophyta, Magnoliopsida, Malpighiales, Euphorbiaceae. Gene Ontology annotation, biological process: chitin catabolic process; carbohydrate metabolic process. Gene Ontology annotation, molecular function: chitin binding; chitinase activity. The record is from RefSeq and is a predicted model, not a curated record.